ACUUUUAAUUAUACCGGAAGUGUAACGCUUCCUGGUUGUAGUUGCAAGUCUAGCCUGUCAGGUGGCGAACCAAAAUGGAUUAUUACAAUUUAAUGACAAUAUGUGCAUUUAUUAAUUUGCUUGUUUCUAUACCACAAGCAUACAGUAAUUAUGUUGAGAACAAAGCUGGACAGUUUUUUAGCAGUGGUCAUACAAACAACUGGGCGGUCCUGGUCUGCCUGACGCCUAGAUUCUGGUUUAAUUAUCGGCAUGUGGCAAACACACUGUCAGUAUACAGAAGCGUAAAGAGACUGGGCAUUCCAGACAGUCACAUCGUGCUGAUGCUAGCCGAUGAUAUGGCCUGUAACUAUAGAAACCCCAAACCAGCCACUGUAUUCAGUCAUAAGAACAUGGAGCUGAACGUGUAUGGAGAUGACGUGGAGGUGGAUUACCGUGGAUAUGAGGUCACAGUGGAGAAUUUCCUGCGAGUCCUGACAGGGCGCCUCCCCCCCAGCACCCCUCGAUCCAAACGUCUGCUUUCCGAUGACCGCAGCAACAUUCUCAUCUACCUGACAGGUCACGGCGGAAACGGCUUCCUGAAGUUCCAGGACUCGGAGGAGAUCAGCAACAUGGAGCUGGCUGAUGCCUUUGAGCAGAUGUGGCAAAAGAGGAGGUACAACGAGUUGUUGUUCAUCAUAGACACAUGCCAGGGGGCCUCCAUGUACGAGAGGUUUUACUCACCAAACCUCAUGGCCCUGGCCAGCAGCCAAGUGGGAGAGGACUCGCUCUCACACCAGCCAGACUUGGCAAUAGGGGUCCAUUUGAUGGACAAGUACACCUUCUACUUACUGGAGUUCUUGGAGGAAGUUCACCCUGCUAGCCAGGCCAACAUGAACGAUCUGUUUAAGGUGUGCCCGCAGAGUCAGUGCGUGUCCACUCGUCACCGUGCUGACCUGUUCCAGGAUCCCGGGAGCGUUCUCAUCACUGACUUUUUUGGAAGUGUCCGCAAAGUGGAGAUCACCAAGGACACUAUCCAUCUGACGUCCUACGUAAAGCCGCCAAUACAGAGGUCUGGAAGUGGCGAUAUGCAAAUCGAAUCUUUGACGUAUGUGGACCAACUUCCAGUGGCUGAAAUUAUUCAUCAGAAACCCAAGCAGAAAGACUGGCACCCUCCUGAUGGCUUCAUUCUGGGGCUCUGGACUCUGAUCUUGCUGGUGUUCUUCAAGACCUAUGGCAUCAAACAUCUCAAACACAUCUUCUGAUUCAUCCCUCCCAGCGCCGCAGAGGUCAAAGAACCCACCGCUUUCAUAAAAGAGUCCACCCUAACUUUGUUCAUGAUUGAUUUGGUCAGGAAUCAUUUUUUAUUUAUUAUUUGAUGCAAGUUUGUUUUUUUUUGGGUUUCGCUGUGUAUCAUUUUUUGAAAGUGACAUGCACUGACUUCUCGCGUUCAAACAUUCUUUGUUGUUUGGAGCUCAGUAAAUCCAUUUGAAUUUCACACAGGGUCUUUCUUUUGAACUUAACACACACAGACAGCUUGUGGGGCAAAGCGUACUUCUAGUUUGUUUGUUUGUUCUUCAAUUUCCAGCUGUAGUCUCAUCUCUUCGGCAGUUAUUUUCUAAACAUUUAUAAUGGCACGUGUGGAAUUAUAACUUGUAAUGAGGGCAUGCACUCAGAUUUCUCCAUUUGUUUUCUUAGUGCGACGCCAUGUUUGUUUUUAUAUAUAAUCUAAAUCUGUAAAUGAUCUGUUGUUUCAAUUGCACUUUAUAAUUUGCAUUCUUGUUUUUCGGGGUAAUGCACGGGUCAUAUUUUACCACGAAAUUGAGAAAAUAAAGCUUAGUUUAUAAAUAAGGCUUAUCAUAAUUUCACUGUAAUACAGUGAUGCAUUAAUACAUUAAUAACAUGAUGUGUAAUCUGUUUUUAAUUUAAAUAAUACAACAUUUAUUCACCAGUUAGCAAUGAGAAUGUUUUUCCACACGUGUCAUUAAAGGGUUGAUCCACCCCAAAAUGAACGUUUUGUCAUUAAUCACUUACCCCCAUGUCGUUCCAAACUCGAAAAAAAGCUCUGUUCGUCUUCGGAAAACAAUUGAAAAUAUUUUGGAUGAAAACCGAGAGGCUUGUGACUGUCCCAUUGCCCGCCAAACAAUUACGACCCUCAAGGUGCAAGGAAAGCAUGAAAGACGUCGCCUGAGUGCUCCAUCUGCCGUCAGUGGUUCAUCCGUAAUAUUAUGAAGCUACGAGAAUAGUCGUAAUUGUUUGGCAGUCAAUGGGACAUUCACAAGCCUCCUGGUUUUCAUCAAAAAGACGAACAAAGGCUUUGGAACGUCAAAAGGAGUACGCGAUUAAUGACAAAACGUUCAUUUUGGGGUGGAGUGACCCUUUAAGAUGCUGGCAACUGACUACCAAGAAAACCUCAUGAAAUGAAUACAAAGAUUUAAUUUGUCCCAAAUAGGUUUUGUUUUUAAAGCAAAACAUCAUUUAUUUGUUUUCUUAGAUUUAGACAUUUUCAUGAGAUCAUCCAGCGAUAAAUACAAGGAAUUAAUGGACAGCAAACCACGUUUCCAUGUACAGCGAGCAAAACGGCUCCAUUUGCCUGUGGCAGUGUCCUGUAUCUGUCCAUUAGCAUCUCCGCUGCACUUGAACUGUUACGAAUGUGCUCUAAAAGGGGUUGACCGAAUUCACCCCCAGCUACACAGCAAGUGUGAAUGAGAGAUUGACAAAUUGGACUGCCUAAUCCAGUUUUUUUUAUUUUUUGUGUUUCUCUCUGCCUAAUGCAUCAACUGUCGGUUAACGAGGAUUGUUUAGCAGAGCAGAGCUCACGUUAUGUGAGGAGAUGCAUUACGAGGAUAUUUUUUUAUAAUGCCAUUUUCUCUUUUUCCCCCGUUUACGUUCUCUAGCGUUUUGCUAUAUGUUUUUUUUUUUUAUUAUUAUUAUAAAACUGGCUAAAGGUGAUGUUUUGAAUAAAGUCUCGAGUGAAAAGCU
Puntigrus tetrazona (Sumatra barb) is the source of this 2958-nucleotide messenger RNA. Its product is annotated as GPI-anchor transamidase-like. NCBI's taxonomy places the organism in Eukaryota, Metazoa, Chordata, Actinopteri, Cypriniformes, Cyprinidae. Gene Ontology annotation, molecular function: GPI-anchor transamidase activity. Gene Ontology annotation, biological process: attachment of GPI anchor to protein; proteolysis; protein localization to cell surface. Gene Ontology annotation, cellular component: GPI-anchor transamidase complex. The record is from RefSeq and is a predicted model, not a curated record.